Molecule: messenger RNA, 1401 nt
Organism: Puccinia graminis f. sp. tritici CRL 75-36-700-3
Lineage: Eukaryota; Fungi; Basidiomycota; Pucciniomycetes; Pucciniales; Pucciniaceae
Exons: 2
Coding region: 1-1401 (466 amino acids)
Source: RefSeq, a predicted model, not a curated record
AUGACUAGUAAUCCAAACUUUAAGCAACAUACUACCCGGUCAAGCUCUCAAGCGUUUGUUCCAGGGCAGGGGCCCAUCGGUCCGGUAUCCACGGCGAGAAUGGAGGAAUUCAAUAUCAGCGACCUGACGGUUCUGGCCAAGGCCGUCUUGCAUUUCAAGCCAGUAGGAAACGCUUCAGAAUGGGCCCAGGUCGCCGCAAAGUACAACCAAUACGCCAAUCAGCACAACCGCCAACCUAGAUCCCUGGAUAUCUUGUUAAACCAAUUCAGAAAGAUUAUAAACGAUCCUAAACCUUCUUCUGACCCGGGUUGUCCUCGAUACAUUCUCAGCGCUAGAAGCGCCCAGCAGGCCAUCAACGAGCGGAUGUCUUCAGAGGACUUUUAUAAAGCUUCGGCCAGCAUGGUCUGCGGAACUGAGGAGAGGGACGGUGAUGCCAUGGAGGCCUCAAUGGAAGGUAAUAGCAUCCGUCGUAAAGAAGUAGGUGUGGGGAAUGCUCCGGCGGUGGAAACCCAAUCGGCUCUCGGUUCUGGGUUAACUCAUUCCAACUUACCGAAGGCCCAGAUACGCGCCGUUCCGGAUAACUUGAUGAAUGUCAAGACUGCCUCGGAGCGGGCAGACUUGGGAAGGUCUUCGUGGCACCUUGAGACCAAUGAUUUACGUCUUUUCGAUGCUGGCGCUAUGGCGAAUGGAAAUUACAUAUUCUUUGAUCCUUCAGCAAGAGAUUCACCUGUGGAUAUUAUUAUUAACCAGGGACCAAGUGCUCCUGUGAACCAAGAUCCGCCAAAGCCCUCGGGCCCAUCGAGUUCACUAGCCCAAGCUCCAGAGGCCCACAACCAUUCUCAACGCUUAUCCACUGAGAUGCGAAAGGAAAAGGGUGUCGAGAGAAGCCAACGCAUUGUGCAGCGUAAUCCCCAGCUCGAUCAACAAGCACUUGAAACGCUCAUUCUCAAUUCUCCAAGACCUCAGGGGCCGGCGGUGGAUGAAUCGAUGAACGGAGAGACGAGCAGAGAAAAUCCGGCUGAUCAUUCAAGCACCAGCCUUGACCCGUACGAACUCCUGGCCGAAGCCAAAUCGACGAUCAACUCCUUGAACACAAAGCUAACUCGCUCAAAAGAAGUUCAAGAUCAACUACGUCAAGUGAGCUCUCGGCUUCAGAAGCAAGUCUGUCAAAUGGAUGAAGAAAAGAAGCGCAUGAUGACCAGAUUUGCCCAGCUCACUGCGGCAGAGAAUAAUCAAUUCAAGGCCAAUCUCUCAAAAUUCCAACAGGAGAUUCGUCAGCAGAUCUUGGAGCUCAAAAUUAAAUCCGACAAGAACAGUCUCGAGCUCCUCGAGUUCCGCUUAAGUCUCAGUCAGACUACCGAUACUCCUGCCCAUGGUCCGACUUCUAAUGGCACUCAGUAG